This is a messenger RNA of Arabidopsis lyrata subsp. lyrata, 882 nucleotides long. RefSeq names its product exosome complex component CSL4. Gene Ontology annotation, biological process: RNA processing. Gene Ontology annotation, molecular function: RNA binding. The transcript is spliced from 6 exons. The coding region runs from base 51 to 626 and encodes 191 amino acids. NCBI's taxonomy places the organism in Eukaryota, Viridiplantae, Streptophyta, Magnoliopsida, Brassicales, Brassicaceae. The record is from RefSeq and is a predicted model, not a curated record. Gene Ontology annotation, cellular component: nuclear exosome (RNase complex); cytoplasm.
GUUACUAGGGUUUUGUUUGAGACUCACUCAAAUCGGAAAUUUUUGAAAAUAUGACGACGGAGCUAGUAACGCCGGGAGAUGUAAUCGGGAAAGCGACUGAGUUUAAAGCCGGAAAAGGAGCUUAUGUUAACGACACCACCAUCUACGCUUCUCUCACAGGAACUCGUCGGAUUGUUUCUCCUCUUCCCGAAUCACUUGACCAGAGAGCUGUUGUAGAAGUUACGGGUCACAAGGCACAUGGUCCUAUUCCAGAGCCUGGUUCUGUUGUCAUAGCAAGAGUGACUAAAGUUAUGGCUCGGAUGGCUGCUGUUGAUAUCUUGUGUGUUGGUUCAAAGGCCGUUCGUGAAAAUUUUGCCGGCGUAAUUAGGCAACAAGAUGUUAGAGCAACAGAGAUUGAUAAAGUUGACAUGCAUCAGUCUUUUCGUGCUGGUGACAUUGUUAGAGCUAUGGUUCUGUCUCUUGGUGAUGCACGGGCUUACUAUUUGUCAACUGCUAAGAAUGAACUUGGUGUGGUCUCAGCAGAAAGUGCUGCAGGAGAAACAAUGGUUCCAAUAAGUUGGACAGAGAUGCAGUGCCCAUUGUCGGGCCAAACAGAGCAGAGAAAAGUUGCCAAGGUGGGUAACUGAAUUCAAGACAACACUUUGGCUUCUCUCACAUAAUGAGGUGUGGUCUCUGCAGCAAGACAGAAUUUUGAGAUUGUUACAAUUUUCUGUUGUUUGGUUAUCAAGUGUAGAGAUAAGUUUAGAGCAACUUGACCUUAUUCCUUCGUCAAAGUGGGCAUAUUCAGGAUACUAUUAUUAAUUAGAGGAUACUCACAAGUUCUUAAACUCAAAAGACAUUUUGUUGUUACUGACUAUUUCAAAUCCACACUUUGUAUGUUUA